AUGAAUAGACGUCGUUCGCAUCGAUUAGGCCGACUGCUGUACCUGCCUAGGAAUGAGGACACGUUUUUACGCUGUCUUCGGCCUCUUGGUGUAGGCUUUCAUCCACUGUUGCGGUCCCAACAGUCUCCCACUGCGCCUCCGUUCUUCUCGCUCACCACGUCUGCCGCCCUCGCGCCCCUGGUUCCCUUGGCCAUCAUACCGGACACGGCUGUUUGGACUGCCGAUGCGCUGCACGACGACGAUGUAGAGGGGGUGAUGCCCACGCGGGAGUUGUGCCUCGCGCUUCUUCCGCCAGGAACGCCAAACCCUCUAUGCGAUGCCUUUUACCUGUCGCUCUACUUUGCCCUCAACGUCUACCGAAGGACGUCGGCGUGGUCAGUGUGGCAACGCCAGCAAAUUGCCCCGGCCUCAAUGAGUGGCGACGACAGACGUUGUGCCGUCGAAUUUUUCCGGUCGCUGUCUCAACACAGUCUAACACCCCCACUCGAACUUUUCUUGUCGAUGACUGAGUACGCAUUGACCCAUUCCUGCCGAUUAUCAAGGGAUGGCACGCAGGUGCAAAGGGACGGCCCCUCCUUUUCAGUGAUACCUUUGGUCGAUGCGACACUUUCUACAGCCACCGAGGGGGCGAAUCUCACGUUGGAAAGGUGCGGCGCGGAAGCUGCGCACGCGCUGCGAAAGACAUCACCUUUCUUGGCCACUGGGCGAGGUGGGCGGGGAACCUCUGACAAGGCGGAGUUUUGGGUGUUAAAAACAGCCAAGCAUGUUGAAAAGGGAGGGCAAUUGACUCUGCAACAGGCCUUGUGA
Molecule: messenger RNA, 807 nt
Organism: Trypanosoma conorhini
Lineage: Eukaryota; Euglenozoa; Kinetoplastea; Trypanosomatida; Trypanosomatidae
Exons: 1
Coding region: 1-807 (268 amino acids)
Source: RefSeq, a predicted model, not a curated record